Molecule: messenger RNA, 738 nt
Organism: Phytomonas sp. Hart1
Lineage: Eukaryota; Euglenozoa; Kinetoplastea; Trypanosomatida; Trypanosomatidae
Source: the annotation of a GenBank genome assembly
AUGACAUCAUUAAAACCUUCACAAACGUUUUGGGGAAGUGAUAUUUCUAGAGUUCGCCUCCAGCGGUCGCUUGUCGUUGGGUUCAUCGGCAUGCUUUUCAUAUUGCUUUUGCUAUUUUACGCUGAGGAUUCGAACCAUAUUUUCUUUUCACCCUCGAUGACUUCCAAAGAUAAAAUGGGAGAUAUUUUUGUUCGAACCACAGGGCCUCGAGUCGUUAUCUUUGUUAUAAGUGACAGAAUUGAUGAUACGCUUUGCUAUUCAGUGGGCUCAGCCUACCUAAGCGGGCUGCCCGUGGUGGUAGCCGGCUAUCAAAUGCCGUACAAUGGAUUUUUAUCCAAGUUCGACUUCAUGGAAAGUGCCAUCAAGAAUGCGCAGCUGAAUCUGGAAGAUGUCGUUAUUAUAAUAGAUUCCGACACGAUUUUUACAGGUGUAGACAUUCAUCCCUUUAUCGAUCGUUUCAUCGCCCAGUCCGCCGCGGCGCCGGAGGAGUUAGACACGCUAGCCGUGCGGCAGGACCGUGCAAUGGCGCCUAUCGUAGCUAACGCGGAGGAUUGUUGUUGGGCACCGAAUCUAUACCUCAACAGUGAGGAUUGUGCAGUUGGGUAUGAAGCGGUUUAUGAAAAGGUUCGUGCGCACGCGGCCGCACACCCGGAGCAUAAGCUUGUUUUGCCUUUUGACCAAUCACCGUAUCGCCAUCCUAACUCUGGUGUUGUAAUUGUCCGUGUGUGGGCAAAAUAG